AUGGAUGUUUUUGACGUCAAUAAUAAUAAAACAGGUGCGGAACUGGAAGAUGCCCCGGAGAGUGCUAAAAAUGGAAGUACAGCAGAAGUUUCGAUAUUUUUUGUGGACAUAUUAGAAUAUGUUGGCAUAGCAGUUCGUCCCAUUAAAGAAGGACACGCAGUUUUCUCGGCUAAUCAUAUCAUUUGCAUUGGAUUUAGAAAAAAGGAUUCCUCUGGGGUAGAAAUCGUUGCUUAUGUUCAGCAGAGUUCCAACCCAGGUGCAGAUCCCCAUGAACUUAACUUAAAAAUCUGGUCGAACAUUAACGAGUGGAUCUUGAAAUGCUCAUGCAAAGUAGGCACUGCUAAAUGUAAACAUAUAAUUGCAUGCCUUUUGUACAUGGAAAAGUUCAACAAGUUGGAAUACCUGUCGUGUACCGAUGUAAGGCAAGCAUGGGGAAUGUGUAAAACUAAAAAACCUGCACCAUGGGGAGCAAAACGUAUAUCGGAGCUCUGUUGCUUCAAGCAUCCAAAAAACUACAAGUUUGAUAUUGUUAAAAGUGAUCAUUUUAAUAAAGCUCUCUCGGAAUCUUAUAACAGAAUAUUAUCUGUGUCCAAAGGUUCCGCGAUCUUUAAACAUAAGCAAGGGCGAUUUAUGAAUCAAACUAACAUUUAUCCGAAUCGUGCUUUACAAGCUGUGUCAUCGUCAUCAACAGAUCGAAGCACUAUCUUCUGCUCCAGAACUGAUCUACGUGAAUGCUUAUCAACUAAUUUCGAAGAAACUGAACUUCAGCCAACAACAAUUUUUAACUCAGCAGAAGAGAAAUUAUUCUUCGAGAAGCAUAUUGCUUUAGGUUUAGAUAAAUGUAUUGAAAUCGCAUUGGACACUAAAAAUCAAAACUCAAACGAAUGGAAAAUGCACAGAUCAAACCGUAUAACCGCAAGUAAUUGUUACAAACUAUAUACCUACUUACGGAACAAAAAUCCCAACUGGGAAAGUAAGAUUGAAGAAUAUUGGAGCAUCAAGUCGUUAAACGUUAAGGCUGUCCAGUACGGUAAAUAUGCGGAACCACUAGCAUUUAAUUGCUACUUAAAGAAACGAAAUCCUCUUUGUCGACGGUGUGGCUUAGUAAUAAGCUCUCAAGAGAACUGGUUCGGAGGUUCUCCGGAUAGAAUUGAUCCCAUCUCAAAAGCAUUGCUUGAGAUAAAAUGUCCAGUGAGCAAAGAUGCAUCGUUAGAAACCAUUUUAUGUUCUCCAAGUGUUGCUAAGUUUGCAAAGCAUUUUCCACCUACAGGAAAAUUCGUCUUAAACAAAAAUCAUGCUUACUAUUGCCAAGUUCAAUUGAACAUGUGGAUUUUGAAUCUACAAUCUUGCGAUUUUAUUAUUUAUUCAUGCAAAGAGGAUGACUUUGAAUUAAUUGAGGUUCCUUUUGAUAAGGAGUUUGCUGUGAAAAUAUUGAAUGAUCUCAAGCAACUUUUCUUUCAGCGAAUGUUGGGCAUAUUAUUGAAACGCAUUGUUAAAUAG
This is a messenger RNA of Sabethes cyaneus, 1500 nucleotides long. RefSeq lists its product as uncharacterized. The transcript is spliced from 5 exons. Lineage: Eukaryota; Metazoa; Arthropoda; Insecta; Diptera; Culicidae. Gene Ontology annotation, molecular function: zinc ion binding. The record is from RefSeq and is a predicted model, not a curated record. The coding region runs from base 1 to 1500 and encodes 499 amino acids.